GCCACCGGGAGCCGAUGGAGCGUUGCCUGCUGGGCAGCCAGGUGGUGCAGCUGCCGCAGGCGCUGUGCGAGCAGGAGGCCCUGCUGCGUGCCGUCCUCAGCAUCGACACCUGGAACAACGUCCUCUCGGAGGCACACAAGAUGCGGCUCAUGGAAUUUCUGCCCAACUUCGGCGAAAAUGACAAGGAGGAGAAAGUGGAGACCCUGCAGAGGCUGUUCAGCGGGUGCAACUUCAAGUUUGGCAAUCCCAUCCACUGCUUCUUCCUGCGGCUGAGGGAUGGCUUGCUGGUGCCCGAUAUUGCACGCACAGCAUCACUGGUCCGCAAGGCCAGCUACCGGGACUACCGGCUGAACCAACGCCGCUACCACUGUCGCCUGUUGCAGGACAUCUUAGUGUCACGCAAGCGGCUGCUGGACGCCUGCCUGGACUGGGGUCCCUGGGGUGGAGUGCCCCGUCCCAUAGGAGGGGGUGCGGCGGGGGGAUGUGGAGGCCCCCGCCAGGUGCCUCUGGCGCAACGCACCCGCUGGCGUUACUGCACUGAACUGCAGGAGCUGCGUGACCGCCUGGGGGAGCCACGCACCUCAGACGAGGAUGACCUUUGCUCUGAGGGUGGGGGGCCCCCCAAGCUGCUGCGCAAGUACCGCCGACAGGUGCACCACUUUGAGAGCGCCCUGAGCCCUGAGCUAAACCGUGUCCCCUCCACUUUGGCUGCUGGACCCCAGGGACCGCACCGGUGCGAUACCAGUUCGGGUCGUUUCCUAAGCAAGUGCCUCACUCUAUCAGAAAUCACCGAGGAACGAUUUCGAGACAUGCUGUUGGCUCACAGGCAGAAACGACUGGCUGGUUUGAACACGGCUGAACUGGAUACCUCCUCUGUGACCUUGGAGGAAGUGAUUAGCCGCACCAACCUGUCACGGAGGCCCCAGCUGCGACCUCAGGACGGCCGACUCAAGCGGCCACGGGUUGGGGGAGCCCCGCCCUCCUCCGUCGCGCCCGUGGUGGCCAGCAGCCCGCCCCCUGCCACGCCAGCCCCUCCAUCACCCCCUCCGGUUCCCAGCAGCACGGCUGCCGAGCUACUCCUGCCGGCUGCCGACUCGGAGGAGGAUGAAGAGGAAGAAGCAACUGCAGUGGAGCCCCCCAGUCCUGUGCUGCCCCCCAGGGGCCGCCCAGCCAGCCCCCCUGCUGUACAGCAGCCCUCGUGCUUCUUUGCCCUGCUGAGGGACCUCUUCAAUGAGACUGCCGAGCAGAAGAUGUCUGCCACCAAGCUCGAGGAGCGUGUCAAGACCUGGAGUCACUCCACGGGGGCCCAGCAGGUGGAGUGGUUUGGAAGGCGCGACAGCUGGCCUGACAUGGUCUCCUCUGCCCUGCGCUUCCUGGCGGGGGACUACAUAGGGCUGCUGCCGGAGGACUUUGUGCCAUACCUGGACUACAAGGAGAAGCAGCAACAGUGGCAGUGGAUAGGGGCAGGCCGAGACUCGGACACGCAAACGCAUGCCCUCUGUCAACACUGGCUCCAGGGUCGAGAGCCCAUGGAUGCCCUGGAGGCCUCUCAGGGCUCGCCACCACCGCCAAAGUCCACAACGGACUGGACUGUGCGCCCGACCACAGACCACGAGCGCUCGCACUACCGCACACAGGAGUGUGUGCGGUACCAGAACCCACAUCGGGCAUUCACGUUCCGGGUGCACGGCUAUGAGGCAGUGGUUGGACCGGUAAAGGGCGUCUACGGCAAGGAGAGUGGUGUGAACAAGGCUCGGGAGCACUCGCUACUGGUCUCCGACCGGCCACCGUUUGUCACCAUUCUCUCACUCGUGCGGGAUGCAGCUGCUCGACUGCCCAAUGGUGAAGGAACACGUGCUGACAUCUGUGAGCUGCUCAAGGACUCGCAGUACCUGGCGGAGGCCAGCGACCAGCAGAUCCACACAGUGGUGAGUGGAGCCCUGGACCGGCUGCACUACGAGAAGGAUCCCUGUGUCAAGUAUGAUGUCAACCGCAAGCUCUGGAUCUACCUGCACCGCUGCCGCACUGAGGAAGAAUUCGAAAAGAUCCACCAGGCACAGGCCGCUGCAGCUAAAGCCAAGAAGGCAAUUCAGAAGAACAAGCUGCCCCGUCUGAAGUCUAAGGAAAGCCCCAAGGCAGCCGAGCCAGAGAACGACGAGCCCGACCAAGCGGCCACCCCCGUCGCCCCCUCCACCAGCGCCAGCGAGUGGAAGCCCCCGAGCUGCCAACCAGCCGGCCCCCACCACCGGCCCCGCCUGUCCCCACCCCACCAGAAGAGCCCUCGCCUCCUGAGCCCAAGCUGGUCAAAGGGCUUCCAGACGAUAGUGAUCAAGCAGGAGCCCAAAAACAAGCCUGUGAUGGCACGCCUGGUCUCUGGCUCGCAGCAGGUGGUGUGCAACCUGGUGGGGGGCAGCCCCCGGCCGGCCCUGCGUAUCCAGGGGGCACCGUUCCUGCCCGCUCCCCGCCUCAUCACGGUCGCCCAGCAGGGACCCCCAGCCACGGCCACGCCCAUGCUGCUGGCCACACAGCCCACCGUUGUCCUCGCCAACCAGAGCGGGUCGCUCAAGUCCAGCCCAGCGUACGUGAUGGGCACCACGGGACCCCCUGGCACGGCGGCCAUGGUGGUUGGCGGCCAGCCCCUCAAGGGCAUCAAGGUGAUCCCCGUGCCGCCACGUGGCGCGCGGCCUCUGCUGGCACGCCUCAUUGGGCCACCACCGGCAGGACUCAGAGCCGUGCAUCCCACUGCCACCACCAACACCCCAGUUUCCUCUUCAUCACUCAUUGUACAGGUGCAACAGCCACAAGCGGGUGAAGGAGCCCCGCGGCCUGACUGUCCCUCAUCGUGAUCUUCUGCCAUGUACAUUACACAUCAAUUUGCUUA
Molecule: messenger RNA, 2881 nt
Organism: Dermacentor silvarum
Lineage: Eukaryota; Metazoa; Arthropoda; Arachnida; Ixodida; Ixodidae
Product: nuclear factor related to kappa-B-binding protein-like
Cellular component (GO): Ino80 complex
Molecular function (GO): protease binding
Source: RefSeq, a predicted model, not a curated record